CUACAAGCACCACUACGACGACCACUAGUGUUACGUAUCUGUGGGUUUCUGGUAACUUCCGCCGUCGUCUCACGUUCUCUCUCACACAUACAUAUAAAACCACCGCCUUCACAAGGCUUUAGUACAUAAAUACACUCACACAGACGUAGUAAAUAUAUAUAUAUAUAGUUAUAACAUACUGACAAGAUUAUACCUUUGAAGGAAUAUUAAGUUUUUUCUUCUUACGAACUUCAGUCAAAACUUCAAUUUAACCAAAAAUUAUGGCACGUGGUCAGCAGAAAAUUCAGUCACAGCAAAAACAGAAACUAAAGAAAGAUAAAAUGAAGAAAUCCACUGGACAUGACCAGAAGAAGGCUGCAGCAGCAGCACUCAACUAUAAGUGCACUGUUUGUAUGUCUUUGAUGCCUGAUGUAAAAACCUACAAACAGCACUUUGAAAACAAACAUCCGAAAGCAUCUUUGCCAGAAGAAUUGAAACUGGAAUGACAGCUACCAUGGUGACUUAAGCUAGACUCUGCCAGAAACAUCUCCCCAAUUAUUGGCAGAUCCUGAAGAAAACCAACCUGCUGUGUAUUCCUCUUUUGUAGCAACAGUCACCUUUCUAUUUUCACACCUUUUCCUUCUGACAC
Messenger RNA from Octopus sinensis (East Asian common octopus), 628 nucleotides. Its product is annotated as zinc finger protein 706. The transcript has 4 exons. Bases 261 to 485 code for a protein of 74 amino acids. The record is from RefSeq and is a predicted model, not a curated record. NCBI's taxonomy places the organism in Eukaryota, Metazoa, Mollusca, Cephalopoda, Octopoda, Octopodidae.